GCUUCGCAGUAACGCGACCGCUUUCGUCGAGAGUGCGUUGUUUUUUCGUUCGCUAUUGUUGUCCGUGUUAUUCUAUUCCUCAAGUGCGCUUUCACGAUUUUCAUUAGCAGACCGCCCCGGCAUCGAUAAAGAUUGGUUGGUCGCGCGUUCAUGAGCGAUAUAUUCCGAGAAAGGCGGAUGUGCCACAUAAUAUUUUAGAGUGAUCGAACGACGAUCCCAUCUUUCUCUCUCUCUCUCUCUCUCUCUCUUUCUCUCUUCCCCCCUCCUUCCCCAGAAUUUAUCUUCCUUUUCUUCGUUACUUUAUUUUUCCUUUCUUUUUUUUUUUUGUUUCUUCCUUUCUAUCUUUUCCCUCUCGACGGGGGAAAAAUUUUUGGUGCGCGUGUUUUUUGUAUUCGUCGAGGGAUACGGGGUUAUAAUAUAUAUAAGUGUUGCUGAUAGAGAUAGAAAGGAAGUAUGCAAGACCGUAUCAACGAAAGGUUGGAAUAUCGACGCUCCAGCGUGAGAUUUGGUUGGUUAGUACGUGUCCGUAUGAGAUGAGGAAGAUCGGCCAUCGUUGCUAGAAGUGAGUGAAGAGAGAAAGAGAGAAAGAGAGAGAGUGAGAGAGAGAGUGAGAGAGAGAGAGAAGUAGAAAGAGAGUGAGUGAGUGAGAUAGACUGAUGGUAUUGUAAGAAAGAGGGAGAGAGAGAAGCGAGAAAGAGUACUAUUGGAACAAUCGAAAAAAGAACAGGAGUGAGAGAGAGAGAGAGAGAGAGAGAGAGAGAGAGAGAGAAAGAAAGAAAGAGAGAGAGAAAGAGAGAGAAAGAGAGGAAAGAAUGGGUGGGAGAGGAAGAGUGCAGACUAGCCGCGUUAGUACGCGUCGCGACGCUGUCGGCGCGAUGGCCACGUGCCUCAAAGGAUAUGCCGUUGUCGACGCCGCCGUCGCCGCAGCAACAUCGGCAUCAGUAACAGCAACUAAUAGCGUCGUUCUACGACAUUGACAGAAAAAGAGUGCGUUCGGUACUAUUGAGAGUUUACGAGUUACAGUGUUUUUCUUGUUUUUAGUAAAGUGAUCGGUGCUCUUUAAUAAAAGAGAGAGAAAGAGAAAAAAGAGAGAGAGAGAGAGAGAUAAAAGAGAAGAAGAAAAGUCGUGCGUGAGAGCGCGUAAUUUUUUUCGAAUUAAGACGGAAGUUUCUUAUCAGUGUGAGAUUCAGUGCUUUAGGUUUUGGUGGAUCGUUGUUUUCAUGAGGAAAAAAGUAAAACUUUGAUAAGGAUAAAGAGGUGGUGCGUUGUAACAGUGGCUCGUCGAUACUCUUUUACUUUCUUCUGCUUCAGCUAUGACGAAGAUCUUAGAAACAUUCGUAUAGUCGUCCGAGGGAAAAGAUAAUCUUUUUAUCUUGGCACGUGGUGGAGUAAUAAAACGUAAAAGUAGUUUUGCGCGGGACAAGAAAAACCUCGUUGGUAGAAUACAGGAGUGUGGGAGCGAACGAAAGAGUGGUUCGAGAAAUAGAGAGAGAGAGAGAGAGAGAGAGAGUGAGAGAGAGAAAGAAAUAGGAAGUGGCAGGGAGGGGCGGUGGAAGAAGAGGGGUGAGAGUAGGUAGGAAGGAUCGUAGAGGCAGAGGAAAGCAGUGGAGUGGUGAAAAUCUCGACGCGAGUUAUACGGGGCGGGUGAGAAGGGCCAGGUCGUGGAGUGGGGAGUGAUGCCGGUGAGGGUGGCGCAGCGCCCCCCAGGUGGAAUAUCACUCCACGCCGGCGUGCCGGUAGCGGCCAGCAGCGUAACCGCCUCCGGUCCGUCGGGCCGGUGCCUCGGGGGCCCGGCUGCGUCCCCCGCCGGGUCGCCACCGCUGCCGCCGUCACUGCAAUCUCUCGGCGGCGGCAUAAGCGGCAGCAACAACAACAACAACAAUAAUAACAAUAACGUUAAUAAUAGCAACAUCAACGGAAACAAUCAGUUGAUCAACAGCAACGGCGGGAACGGGAGCAUUAUCGGUGGCAACUCCUUAAACGGCCUCGGCAAUUUGACCAACAACAACGGGAACGGUCUAAGCAACAGCAACAUCAAUACGACGGCGUCGAGCAUCGGUGCCGCCGCCGCCACGACGAACCCGCUCCAGGCAAUGGCAUCGGCCGCGGCCUCGCUUACGCAGUUAAACAACAUGGCGAACGGGCCGCUGCCGCCGCUCGCAGGGACCGGGCCCCCGAAUUUACCGGCUCCGCAGCCUGCGACAACGCCGACGCAUGCCGGUGGUCCGCCGACGCCACACGGUGGCGUCGGGACGGGGCCCCAUUUGAACGGGGCCUCACCAAGUCCUCAUCCUAUGCCACCCCAUGGCAUGAUGAGCGGAUCACCGCACGCGCCCCAUCCUCAUAUGCCGGCCGGAGGACCUUCGCCUCAUCCUCAUCAUCCCGCUCCUCAUAUGGUCGGCUCGCCUCAUCAUCCAGGCCCACAUCCGAUGCCACCAAAUGCUGCUGGAAUGAUGGCUCCAACUGGUAUGCAACCUCAAAGUGCUCCUGGAAUGUGCGGCCCUGGACCAGCCGGUCCAAUGGGACCACAUGGACAUCCUCAAGCACCGGGACAACCUCACAUGCACAACGAUCCCUUUUAUUGUUCACCUUUUGGCUCUCAUUACUUCAGAUCGUUGCCUGUCCCCAGGAGGCAUACUCCGUACUUCGGACAACCGGACUACAGGCUCUACGAGCUGAACAAGAGGUUACAGCAGCGCAAUGAGGAUAGCGACAAUCUAUGGUGGGACUCGUUCGCGACAGAAUUCUUCGAGGACGAUGCUACGCUCACACUCACCUUCUGUCUGGAGGAUGGACCGAAGAGAUACACGAUAGGAAGGACGCUAAUUCCUAGGUACUUCCGUUCGAUAUUCGAAGGUGGAGUGACGGAACUUUACUACAACAUGAAGCACCCGAAGGAGUCGUUUCACAAUACUAGUAUAACGCUAGACUGUGAUCACUGCGUCAUGGUCACGCAUCACGGCAAGCCAAUGUUUACGAAGGUGUGUACAGAGGGUAGGUUAAUAUUGGAGUUCACUUUUGACGACCUUAUGAGGAUAAAGUCGUGGCAUAUGUCAGUAAGAACACACCGAGAAUUGGUACCAAGGUCGGUUGUAGGCAUGCAGCAAGAUCCUACGGUACUAGAACAGCUUAGUAAGAACAUCACUAGACAGGGUAUCACCAAUUCUACUCUGAAUUAUCUCAGGUUAUGUGUCAUUUUGGAACCGAUGCAAGAACUAAUGUCGAGGCACAAGGCGUACGCGUUAUCACCAAGGGAUUGCCUGAAGACGACCUUGUUCCAGAAAUGGCAGAGGAUGGUUGCCCCGCCGGGUAAGAGAGAAUCACAGAGGCCAACGAGUAAAAGAAGAAAGCGAAAGGGCAGUACCUCUGGGCCGGGAAACAACGCUCCUCCUGCGCCUAGUAAAAAGAGGUCACCAGGGCCGAAUUUUUCUCUAGCGUCGCAGGACGUGAUGGUCGUAGGAGAGCCAUCUCUGAUGGGCGGCGAGUUCGGUGACGAGGACGAACGGUUGAUCACAAGGCUCGAGAACACGCAGUAUGAUGCGGCGAAUAGCUUAGACCCACAUAGUCACGACACGACGGGUGGCCCGCCUCCGCAUCCUCAUCAAUUCCAUUCAGAGCCAACACCGGGUAACUCUUGGCCACCAGAUCGUGGCCCUGGUCCCGGACCUCCGCAAGGUGGACCUGGUAGUCAGGGCGUCCAGGGUACGCAGGGAGGCGGAUCUUCGGGUGUCGCGGGUUCGCAGGAUGGCAGUCAACAGCAGCAAGACAAGAAGAGCCCCGCGCGGGGCGAGAAUCCGAACCUCCCCACCGGCUAUCUUGGCACGUCCGGUUGCGGCACGGGCUGUACGCCUGGCUGCGCUACCGGCUGCACGUCUGGCUGCACGUCUGGCUCUUCUUCGGCCGGCAGGUUGUCGCACGUUGGCGUACCCUUUGGCAGCGUUCCAUUCUCUUGUCAGGCAACUGGCAUACCACCGAGCCAUCAUCAUCCGGAGCAUCAGCAGCAUCAUCAUCCCCAUCAUCCGCGUUUGGGCCAUGUAGCCGCGGCAGCCAGUGCUGCCGCCGCUGCAGCCGCCUCUAUGGGGAUGGAAUCCUCCGAUUUGGUUGCGGUGGCUCAUUACCAGGCCCAACAACUUCAGCGACAAUUGUUGGCCGAGCAGUCGGCUCCGGGCACGAUGCUGCCACCGUCUGCUCAGUCUACUGGUGGAGGCUUGACGCAGCCGCUACAACAGGGACAGCAAACUCAACAAUCCCAGAGCCAGGACCCGCUGCAGAGCUUGGUGCAGCAGUUGCUCUGUCUGCAGCAGAUCGAGUAUUUCCUCGCACAGCGCGGUCACAAGUGAUAUACGCCUGCAUACAUAUAUACAUAUAUGCGCGUUUAAUAUAUAUAUGUAUGUAUGUGUUUAUACGUUAAGCGUUUAUCUGCGGUGUCUCUUCUACUCCUCCUCCUUCUCCAUCGUCGUCGUCGUUGUUCGACUCUCGCACGCGUUAGCUCGUCUCGAUAAUGACGAGAGAACUUUUAUGCGCGUCCGGCGAGAAAAAUCUGUAUGAUUGUUUGUAGCAUGUGUGGUGGUGAUGAUGAUUAUAAUUAUGAUUAUGAUUAUGAUUAUGAUUAUAAUGAUGAUGAUGAUAAUGAUAAUGAUAAUGAUGAUGAUGAUGAUGAUGAUGAUGAUGAUGAUGAUGAUGAUGAUG
Messenger RNA from Vespa mandarinia (Asian giant hornet), 4689 nucleotides. It is a transcript of the gene Chi, whose product is annotated as LIM domain-binding protein 2 Chi. NCBI's taxonomy places the organism in Eukaryota, Metazoa, Arthropoda, Insecta, Hymenoptera, Vespidae. The record is from RefSeq and is a predicted model, not a curated record.